Moneuplotes crassus is the source of this 1716-nucleotide messenger RNA. Lineage: Eukaryota; Ciliophora; Spirotrichea; Euplotida; Euplotidae. The record is from the annotation of a GenBank genome assembly.
GCUGAAUUGUUAAUUUAUUGGGGUAUAGGGUUAAAUGGAACAAACUGAACUGAUUGCAAAAAAGGAAGAAAAAGAUGACUUAAACAAAGAAAAUUCUUUAGAAAUAGCUGAAGAAAGCCAAGACAAUCUUGGUGAUAGGAAUAAAUCACCUCUUGUGAAUAAAUGACCAUUCUUUGUCAAAGAGGAUGUAGAUUGCCUCGAUACCGAAAAGAAGUGGUUAAAUGGCGAAAUUAUUGGAAUAAGUGAAACCAAAGUUUAUAUUCAUUAUACUGGAUUUUCUGAUAAAUGGAAUGAAUGGAUAAAAUUUGACUCCAAAAGAAUUCAACACCAAUGGAAGCCUGGAAGGCCAUUUUAUAUAAAUAACAGAAUUGAUGUAAAGGAUACAGUAGAUAAAUGGCUAGAGGCAAUUGUAGUGGGUAUCAAAGACUCUGGCAAAGUCAUCAGAGUUCAUUACAAAGGUUAUACGGCUAAAUGGGAGGAAGACUUACCUAUAGAUUCAAACAGAAUUGCUCAAAUUGGACAUCAUUCCAAAGCACAUGGUUCGGGAAGAAAACUUAGAUCUGGAAAUUUAGCUUUAAAUUCAUUAACAAAAACUGUUAGUUCUGAAGAAAAGAGUUACCAGAAAAUAGACAGAAGAAACCCUGAGGAAAAAUUUGAAGAUGAUCUAGACAAAGCUGGAUUGAAGAUAAUCUCCAUCGGAUCAGACGGAAAUUGUCUCUUCAGAGCUUUUUCUCAUCAAAUAUAUGGGACGGAAGACCAUUACAGAUAUAUCAGAAUGAGAACAAUGGAUUAUUGUGAAAAAGAGAAAAUUUUCUUCGACCAUUUUAUCCCUGAAGAAUAUCCUUCAAUAGAGGAUUAUAUCAGACAUCGGAGACAAGAUGGAGUCUGGGGAGAUAACUUGGAAAUACAAAUCUUAACCGAAUUAUAUCGCUGAAAGGUUAUGAUUUAUGCUUAUAAUUCAGACCCUAUUUUUGUAAUGGGAGAAACAGAACAAGAUGAGAGAGUCGUCAGGAUUAGCUAUCACCAAAAUUCCCACUACAACUCUGUAAUACCUAAAGAAGGAGCAGCAGAUAAAGCAUGGAUAUUAUCUGACACUCUUGGAGCUUUAGAAGAUACUACCUUUGUAGACUUAGAAGGUAGAGAUGAAUUAGCAUCUGCUUUUGGUGGAUCUCCUUGAAGAGAAGGAGUUAUUCAUAGAAAUGGUCAUACCAUUGAUCAAAUUAGAAAUGCUGUAGAAGAAUCUAGAAGAGGAUUUGCUGAAGCAUUUCAAAGAGAUCUUGAAUCUGUACUCGAAGAGUCAAGAAAAAUGUACGAAGAAGCAAAUCCUUCUCAUUUUUUGGAAGAGCAAAAAGCCAUUGAAGAAUCCAAAAGAAAUUUUCAAGGAGAAAUUAGAGAAAAUCACCUAAUCAAUCAAUCUCUUCAAGAGUCUUUAAGGAGUAAUUCUGGAAAUCAAUUCUCAAAUUGCUCACUUGCAAGUCAUGAUGAUGAGAUGCAGGCAGCGAUGCUGGUUAGUGCAAUGAGCAGUUUUAAUAUUCAAGCAUACCAUAGGAAUGAACUAUCUAGGAACCCUAUAGUUGCUCAAUGAGUACAAUUAGGCUUUUCUGAAGAUCUUGCAAUUCAAGCAUUGAUACAAUUUGGCCAUAACCAAGAUGCUAUUCUUGACUAUUUAUUUGCUUUGAAUAUUCAAAACUAAUUUAUUGGAGAUUUUCAAUCUAA